UCUCUCUCAUUAUGAAGUGUUAGAAAGUUGCUGAAGUGAGAAAUGAGCCUGCGAAAUCCUGUUGUCCUAAUUAAACUUUGACAUGAAGAGUGACAAGAAGCAAUGAAGGGGAAACAAUAGCAGACUGUGCAUGAGUGCAAGCCCGGAGCAGGCACGCAGCUUUGUCCUCACCAACAAAGGCAUUUGUUUGCAUGUGUUCAACUUCGUUCAACUUCACCAGGCCCAGGUGCGAAAACCCAAUUUGCUAGAGACAUCGCAACUCAUAAAACCUUUCAACAGUUGAUGAACAGUUGGUACAAAAAGCUGCUGUGUUUAAAUGUAAAUAUUGAAAAACAAAAUCAAUUCACUUUCAUUACUUUCAAUUUCUGGACUGAAAGACACAGCCGAAGAGUUCAGGUGUGAAAUUGUACUCUUGACACUUAAGAUUUACUUAAAGAUUAUCUUAGCAACAACCUGCAUCUAUGUACAGGUAUGUAGAGUAAAGUUAAACUGGGAAGUAACAGAAGUAACUCUUGAGUGUGUGAAAUGCGUGAUUCUCCGACAUCGUCAAGCGGGCAUGUGAGUGCAUGUGAGUGCAUGUUAGUGCAUGUGGAUGCGUGUGAGUGCAUGUUAGUGCAUGUGGGUGUGCUCCACGUGUUACCUGCACUACUGUCCCAAGUGACGGCGUUGUCGUGGACGCGUAUGUAUGCCCUUCCUAUUACCUGUCAGGUAAACACUGUUAGCUCUGUCAGCACUGUUGCUUUUGUUUACAGGCUAGCUGCUAGCUGUUGCCUCAGCCAGCCUCAUGUUGAGAGCACGCAGGCUUCUUGACCUUUGACACAGGAUGUGCGCUGCACAUUGUGGCCAACGGGCAAAGAAAGUUUGUGGCGCUGGGCAAGCAUUUGGGAAUAAUGGGUUAUGUCUGGGAGCGCAGUGGUGCUGGUGUCACGUUCUCUGUAAAAGUCCCAUAAACCCUGGAAGUGCCUGGAAGUCAAAAGUAAAAAAUCAGGGAAUCAGAAAUCAGUGAAUACCCCCGCGGAGCAGGUUGAAGCUUUUGUGUCUUAAAACAGCCGGUUUGAAGCACGUGUCUAAAUGAGACGCAGACGUCAGAGCGCUGACUAGUGGGCCUUCACAGCUACAGGAGGUUGUGUCGCUCACGCUCAUAUGAGCAUGAUGUACUUAGAUUUACAACCCUACAUUGUUUUACUUCUACCUGUAGCAUCCACAUCUGGUGGUGUUCAUCAUCUCGAUGAGCAGAUACGUAUUUUCUGCAAUGAUAAAAAAUGCAGUGGAAUAAUCCCUUUUUAUUGACAUGGGAAUUAGUGAGAGAAGACACACUUUCUUUGGAAGCGAGAAGGAAUUUAGAAUAGUCUCUCACACAGUCUUACCAGUUAAAGUGAAAAUGCAAACUGUCAUGACUGGAAAUAGUAGUUGCGGCCUCACUGCUUAUGUACACGUAUGAAGGUAAACAGUAUCUUCAUACUUCACACACAUUAUUAAUAAUAAAAAGGAUUAAUGUUGCAGGACCUUUCUAAAGCUGCAUGUAAGGACACAUAUCCCCACAGAUAAGGGCCCUUCAUCAGAGCUGGGGGCGGAGUCGGGCUCUCCUCAACUGCUGUGAGAAGAGGGAGGAACUCCACAUUCCUAUAAAAAGCCGGUGGAUGGGCUGACAGUGUUGAGUAGACGGAGCGGACAGACUGGCCCUGGACUCUACUGCUGACUCACAAUGGCACAGAACGGAACCACAGAGAACCGAGGGACCAAAGGUAUCGCAGCUUUGCCUCUCCCUCAGCCUGUCAAAGUCCAGGAGGUCAGGCACACAAAGAUUUUUAUUGACAAUGAAUGGCACACGUCCAGCAGUGGGAGGACAUUUCCUACAUUCAACCCAGCCACAGGACACAAAAUCUGUGAUGUGGAAGAAGCAGACAAGGAAGACGUGGACCGAGCGGUGAAGGCCGCCAAGGCGGCCGAGCAGAGAGGCUCUCCGUGGCGGAGGAUGGAUGCGUCCAGCCGCGGACGGCUGCUGCACAAACUGGCCGACCUGAUGGAGAGGGAUCGGCUCCUGCUGGCGACCCUGGAGACUCUGGACACAGGGAAGCCCUUCCUGCAGUCCUUCUUCAUAGACCUGGAUGGCAGCAUCAAAACCCUGCGAUAUUAUGCAGGCUGGGCCGACAAGAUCCAUGGCAGGAGUCUGCCUGUAGAUGAAAGCUUCAUGUGUUUUACCAAGCACGAGCCUGUUGGCGUAUGUGGAGCCAUCAUUCCAUGGAACUUUCCUCUGCUGAUGUUCAUGUGGAAGAUGGCACCGGCCCUGAGCUGUGGAAACACUGUGGUCAUCAAGCCAGCAGAGCAGACCCCCCUCACUGCCCUCCACGUUGGAGCGCUCAUCAAAGAGGCGGGCUUCCCUCCUGGAGUUGUGAACAUUCUUCCUGGGUUUGGUCCCACAGCAGGAGCAGCCAUCGCCAGCCACAUGGACGUUGACAAAGUGGCCUUCACUGGCUCCACAGAGGUUGGCCAGCUAAUCAAAGAAGCAUCAGCCAAAAGUAAUCUGAAGAGGGUGACUCUGGAGCUGGGGGGGAAGAACCCCUGCAUUGUGUUUGCUGACUGUGACUUGCAGCUGGCUGUGGAGGAGACCCAGAAAGGAGCUUUCUACAACCAGGGUCAGUGCUGCACAGCUGCAUCACGUGUCUUUGUGGAAGAAAGUAUUUAUGAGGAGUUUGUGCAUCGCAGUGUAGAAAACGUAAAGAAGAUUGUCAUAGGAGACCCAAUGGACCCUCAGACAUCACAUGGGCCACAGAUCAGCCAACAGCACUUUGACAAGAUUAUGGAUCUGAUAGAGAGUGGGAAGGAAGAAGGAGCCCGCCUGGAGUAUGGAGGGGCAGCUGUGGGGGAGAACAGGCUCUUCAUUCAGCCUACCAUCUUCUCUGGGGUCAAAGACCAAAUGCGCAUCGCCAAAGAAGAGAUCUUUGGUCCGGUACAGUGUAUAUUCAGCUUUAAAAGGCAGCAGGAGGCCAUAGAGAGAGCAAACCGCUCGCAGUACGGCCUGGUGUCAGCCAUCUUCACAAGAAGUAUGGACAGAGCUCUGUCUGUGUCUGCAGCCCUGGAGACUGGCACCGUCUGGAUAAACUGCUACAACGCCCUUCAUGCCCAAACUCCCUUCGGAGGUUACAAGAUGUCAGGCAACGGACGAGAGCUGGGAGAGUAUGCUCUGGCUGAGUACUCGGAGGUGAAAGCAGUGACUAUCAAGCUCAGUGAAACCCUGUGAGAAGAAGGUGCGCAGAUGUCCAUCCCAUCACAAUUGUCUCCGACCCACACAGUCCUUUGUGUUGAGUCCUGCUCAUGAUGUUACUAUUAGGCUUAGUCCAAUAUAUGAGUUAGUCUAAACCGUGUAUCAGAGCCCACAAAGAGGCCGUGUUUGUUCACCUUUUGUUUGCACGAGGUGAGCAGAGUUUUUAACUUCAGUAAUGUCUCAAAACGGCUAAUACAGGUUUGUGUGUUUAUAAUAAUUUACUCAGAAGUUCUCAAAAGUGUACUGUAUAUGUGAUUUAUUGCUACAGUAAUUAUGGGGGAAAUAGAGACUGUGUUCACUUGGUACAGUAACAACAAAAUGAGUAAUGGCUUACCCCAUAAAGCCCAGACAUACAAUUCAACAUAUAAGGUUUCUAAUAACAAAUCAAUAUUUACUUAGAUUAAAAAAGGCAAAUUGCAGUUUAUGAUAGAAUUAGUGCUUUUGUUAAAACAUAAAAACUAAAUGAUUAAAGAGCUGAGAUACAGUUUGUUGACCCUCAAUAAGGCAUUUGUAGGGUUUUCCACUACAUCUGGUGGCCUUCCUCAGCAGAUGGAGGGAGUUGCUCACUUGUCCUAAAGACGGUUUAGUUGUCAUCAUAACCUUAGUUUUGGAUAUGUGGAAAGAUGGCAACUGGGACUAACUUGGGACUUGGGACAGACUUAUCAGACGCAGCUACAGAAAGGAAGCGUAUAAACACACCUCGUUCCAAAAGCCAGAGCUCCCACACUGCGCAUCAGGUUCUUCAGAAAACAAUCAACAACGUUGCUACUUGUUGAAGGCUGUGUAAUGUUUUUCAUGAUAACCUUUGAGUGACUUAGAUGCCAAAUCUUUGAAAAAAUAUGUGGAUGAUCUUCUUCACACAUACAAUCACUUAUUAUGAAAGAACUGACAUUACAUAUGAGGAAAGGCAUCCCCAUGAAAACUGAAGAAACGUCAUUUGAUGAUGAAGCAUGUGAGAUGUGGUUGGAUGCUCUGAGAAGGUCCAGUCUUUGGACCUCGUUUCUACCAUCAAUUAUACACUUUCAUGUGGUUCUUAAAUAGUCUGUAUUCCUUCCACUGGGCUACUAAGCAGAACUUAAAGAGUCUGAUGGAGAUGAGAGGACAUUCUCGUACCUCUCCAAAGAGGAUUUAAAGAGUACUCCAGUGAUUAUAAUGAUACAUUGGUUUGCCUGUCUAGUUCAGCUCUUAAGAGAGAUUAUUCACAUUAGAUACAUUAAUGCUGAAAACAUAGUGACUUGUUAUCAAUUGAAAAGGCUUUGCGGAAGUAUUUAGUUGAAAUCUCAUCAAAUGAGAAAAAAAUGCUCUUUCUUUUUGUCAUUUUUGCCUUCAUUUUGUAUUUCUAACUGUGAUAGAAUAUGGAUGUUCUGUGGAUAUAUGCCUUUUCCUUUUAAAUGCUGCAACCUAUAUAUUACCAGUUAAUCUCACAUUUUAUCUCUGGAACAGGUAUAUUCUGAGUGUUGUUUAUUAUCACACAUGGGAAACAAGUCUCUGCAUUUUUAGUUUUGUAUUUAAAUAGAAAUUCAGAAUAAAGAAAUUAUAAUGCAGA
Messenger RNA from Gasterosteus aculeatus aculeatus (three-spined stickleback), 4811 nucleotides. It is a transcript of the gene aldh1a3, whose product is annotated as aldehyde dehydrogenase 1 family, member A3. Gene Ontology annotation, molecular function: oxidoreductase activity, acting on the aldehyde or oxo group of donors, NAD or NADP as acceptor. NCBI's taxonomy places the organism in Eukaryota, Metazoa, Chordata, Actinopteri, Perciformes, Gasterosteidae. The record is from RefSeq and is a predicted model, not a curated record.